This is a messenger RNA of Diaporthe citri, 2337 nucleotides long. RefSeq lists its product as uncharacterized. Gene Ontology annotation, molecular function: protein binding. Lineage: Eukaryota; Fungi; Ascomycota; Sordariomycetes; Diaporthales; Diaporthaceae. The coding region runs from base 1 to 2337 and encodes 778 amino acids. Gene Ontology annotation, cellular component: cytoplasm; nucleus. The record is from RefSeq and is a predicted model, not a curated record. The transcript is spliced from 4 exons.
AUGAGUUCCACGGCGAGAAAGAUCACACCACCGGAGUGGGACCGCCACAAGGACACCAUCGUGGAACUGUACCGCCACAAGACCCUCAAAGAUGUUCGAGCAGAGAUGCGCGACCAACACGGCUUCAACGCCAGCCCUUGGCAAUACGAGAUGCAGUUGAAACGUUGGAACAUCCGCAAAAAUGCAACCCAGAAAGAAUGGCAACAAUACUUCUCAAACAACGAACACCAUUCUAUACCCGCCUCGAUUGAUGCAUCAGGUACAACUUUACCUUCCGUCCUUCUGAACAAGUCAAAUGCGAGCAAGAAGCGAGCCAGCCGAUGGGUGUCAGGGAGCCUUGUGGAACCAAGUACUUGUCAGGCCUCUGGUUCAACACUGCCUGGUAACGCGGCACAGCCUAUUGCCGCAUCGAGUUCGGAUGGGCCCUUUGCGCUCGAAGGAGGCAUGCAACCAGAUAUACAAGACUUGGUCAUGAAUGUGGCCGACGCCUUGGAUGGAUUCGGAAGUGUUCCGGUGUACACGGACUCUUCAUUCAACAGCAUGGUCACCACUUAUGAACGUCAUGCGGGAUCCUCACAGACAUUCUUCGACACUGUGGGUGGACCUGCACAGUCCUUGAACCUCAACCCCACGUCUUUCCAUGUCUUGUCAUCUCCAGCGGCAACGAACUGCCAGUCCCCGUUCCUCGGGCAAGACUGUUCUAUUGGGCCCGUGUUUACAUCUUUGGGAAUACCGGCAGAGAGCAACUUGCUCUUCUUCAGCAUGCUGAAAGAUACCGUUUUCAAGCGGGAAUUGCCAUCCGCACAACUCGAACACAAUUUACGAUCCAAGGGGAUCGUCCUGGACGAGGCAGCCGCACAUACCAUCUUUGGUGGAUUCGCGCCCAGAUUGAUUGCCGGCAUCCUAUCAUCGAUAGACCAGUCCUUGGUUCGAAAACCUCCGAAUCUACAGCACUUCCUGCGCAAGCUUGGCUCCCAGGUUCCCGGGGAGAGUUCAGUUCUCAUCACCAACGAUCAGGCAUUCGAGACCAAGUUCGCCCGUGUGCUGCUUUUCUCCAUGCUCAACGGGUUCGCCGGUCUCGAUGGCGUGCCCAUGGAGAAUAUUCUAAGGUUUCUCAACCGUUUCGUCGUCAAUAAGCUACUUCUCGACAUCUUGGAGCAAUGCCCGCGGCAUGUGUCGAGGACCCUUGCAGACAACAUUUUCCGGGCCGCCAUUGAGGCUACUGAUACCACUGUUGUGAAACUAUUACUCGGCCGCAAACUUGUUGACGCCAAUGAAACUGUGUGCUUUCACGAACAGGGAAAGUGGACCCCAAUUCAACGAGCAAGCGAGCUGAGAUCAUUGAGACUCAUGAAAGCACUCAUCGAGGCAGGCGCCGACGUCAACAAGCCUGACUUGGAACCUGAACUACCCGAGAUCUUGACAGCCGCGAUCAAGUCCCAAAAUCAGACUCUGAUCGACUUCAUUCUCAGCAAGGCGCCCGAGCUUGACCCGCCAGCUCUCAGUUUUGAGUAUCAAAUGCGUGGCGACAAGUCCACACCAAUCGCCGAGGCCGUGAGACAAGUGGACUCUCAGCUUCCACCCGAGAUCUGGUUGAUGGAGUUCACACCCCUAGGACUGGCCAUACAAGGCCUACCGGAUAAAUUUGGUACGAACAUGGUCGCCAUGAAGAAAUUCCUCGAGGCCGGCGCCGAUCCUAAUGGGAUUUCAAAACAAAAUGAGCAUUGGACUAAAGGCUCCCCUUUGAUGACUGCACUCAUGGUCGCCGUCGAAACGGGCCGGGAGGACGCCGUCAACAUGUUGCUGGAAUACGGCGCCGACGUGAACGCCCGGCCACGCAUACGCACUACGCGCACCGCCCUCCAAUAUGCCGCAGAGCUCGGCAACAUGGACAUGGUACGCCUGCUUCUCAGCCGCGGUGCGGACGUUAACGGCGAUGCACCCUUCCACGGCGGGGCAACGGCGCUCCAGUUUGCCGCCAUGUCAGGAAAUUGCAACAUGGUGGCAUGCCUGCUAGAUCACGGCGCGAAGCUCGACGCCCUGCCAUCCAAGAUCGACGGCAUGUGGCCCCUAGAAGGGGCUGCUGCGAAUGGGCGGCUUGAUGUGAUCCGCUAUCUAUGGGAGUUGAACGUCAGGGCGGUCGCUGGGGGCGAAUUCCCGGAUGGCUUCUCGAAACGACAGUGUUUGAGGGCUAUGAACUUUGCUCGUGAGAACGGGCACAUCGGAUGCAGGGACCUGAUUUCGGAGUUGUCUGGGAUUUCCGUGCAGAGGCUAGAAAUGGAGGAGUAUGGAGCCCCAUGGAUGAGUAUGGAGCCCUCUUGGAUUGCUCACGAAUAA